GGGGGGGGAACAAGGCGAGGUCUGUGGGUCUAGCCGCUUGGCCCCUCCCACUCCAGCCAGGCAUUACAGACUGCCGGUCCUCCACACAUAGCAACGCCGCCUCGGCAACAGAGCCCCGGCAACGAGCUCCACGGCAACAGUGCCGUGCUCCGCGAUGGAGCUGCCAUUGGGCGGACCCUCGCUGAGGCACUACACCCAGAGCCGACCCAGACCCCACCGGCAGAACCCAAACCACCGGCCCGCCCGACAGCAGGAGCCGAUCCUAGAGAGUGAGAACGAGGGCCUGGACCACAUGGGGAGGGUGGAUGAAGGGGUGGAGGAGUUCUUCACCAAGCGGGUUCUGCCCGCUGACUCUCUGAAAAUCGACAAUGAGAUCUCGCCGGCGAUGGUUCCAGAAUCGCUCUCCGCCAGCACGGCCUCGUGCCCCCCCCCCACCCGAACCCUGAGGAGGAAGCUUGGGGACUUCUUCACCCUGAGGAAGAGGCGCGGCCUGAAGACAGAGCCCAGCCAGGAGGGCCGCUCCAAGAAGGCGUCCAUCGCCGACCUCAUCCGGCCGCUCCGAGAGGCGGCGCGGGCCGACAAGAGCAAGAAGGAGCAGGACAGAGACCACGACAAGGAGAACGACAAGGAGAGGCAGAAGGACAAGGCGGACGGGGCCGGAGACAAGGUGGUGGAGGAGGCCCCUGUGGCCCUGCGGAGCGAUGCAGCGCCUCCCCGACGCGCCCUCAGAGAGGGGAAGUCCCAGUCGCUUAUCCUGCUGUCGGGAUCGGCAGCGCCGGGGACUGGAAGCACCAGACAAGCCAAGAAAAGCCUCGAUGGUCAGCAUAGCUUUGAACAGAAACUGAGUCUCAUGCUGCAACGCAUCGGAGUGACCAAAUCCCAGCCAGCAGAGGAACAGAGUCCGGAGGGAGAGAUGAAGAAGGCCGACUCUGAAGGAACUAUAAUUGACAACAAACCCGAGCCCCCGCCCACUGCCUCCAAACCCCGGACCAUGUCCACCUCCUCAGACACCAGGCAUCAGAUCCGUCAGAGCGCGUCGGCGCACGAGGCGGCGGGGAAGCCGGCGCUGCCCCCCAAACCGACCCUCCGGACUGCAGCCCCCCCGGCGCCGCCGUCCGGCCGCAGCACCCCGGAGAACGAGCUCGUCCACAUAAAGGAGGCUGACGCCCGUCCCCCAGACCCCCCCGUCUCCACCGCCGUCUCCGCCCCCGUAGACCCCCCAACCCCCACCGCCCCGGCCGCGGCCAUCGCUCCCUCCGAUACUCUGGAGCUAUGUCAGAUAGAGGCCACGAUUCCGAUAGUGGCCACACCUCCGAUAGAGGCCACACCUCAGAUAGAGCUCACCGCUCCGGUAGAGGCUACUCAUCCAAUAGAGGCCAGCCCUCUAAAAGAGGCCACAGCUCCAAAAGAGGCUACUCCUCCGAGAGAGGCCACGCCCCCGGUAGAGGCCACACCUCCGAUAGCGGCCACGACUCCGAUAGCGGCCACGACUCCGGUAGAGGCCACACCUCCGGUAGAGGCCACACCUCUGAUAGAGGCCACGCCUCCGAUAGAGGCCACGCCUCCGGUAGAGGCCACACCUCCGGUAGAGGCCACACCUCUGAUAGAGGCCACACCUCUGAUAGAGGCCACGCCUCCGAUAGAGGCCACGCCUUCGGUAGAGGUCACAGCUCCAGUAGAGGCCAAGCAUCCUAUAGAGGCCACACCUCCAAAAGAGGCCCCGCCUCCAAUAGAGGACACUCCUCCGAUAGAGGCCUCGCCCCCGGGGCUCCUUGAUGGCAGCGCUGUGGUCGCUACACCGGGUGUGUCUGACCUCCCCCUUCCAGCCCGGCCCCUUUCCUCCUCAGCCGACCCCAGCGGCUCUACAGAGCCAUCAUCACUGGCCCCUAUGCCAAGCGCUGCGGCCCCGGGCUCCUCCACUCCUCCACCCCCUCCCACCACCGUUGCCAUGCCCAUUAGAUCCUCAGGGACAUUAUCGCCGCUUCCUUCCACUCCUUUUGAGUCCAUUACUUUAACCCCCCUCAGUCAUUCUUCAACAACAACAUCAACAGCCAUGCCCUCUGGCCCCUCCUCCUCCGUCUCCAUUAGCUCCUCCUCUGCGGUGCCCCUCAACUCAUCCCCUUCUUCCCCCUCGCCCGGUCCUGUUGCGGCCGUCCCAAACAUGGCUGGUUCUGCUCUGGUUUCUCAAGAUCCGUCUUCAGACGCCACCACUGUGGACACGGUCUCCGCGGGAACCUUCCAGAACGCAGCGGGGCCCCCCCCCACACAUUCCCCCCGUACCGUGAACCACCCGCACCCCGUCCGCACCACAGAUAUCUCCACCAGCUCUGAGACUCCGGCUCCAUCCAUAGCGACUCCGGUUCAGGGUUUGGCCGACACGUCUUCUGUCUGUAAGACGCCUGUCGAGGCGGACCCCCCCCCUAGCGCCGGAUCAACGGCGUCGUCCUGCGUGGAGGCCACGCCUCCUACCGCUAAUGUCACCAGCCUGGUGUCUACUGACAGCGCUCACUCUAUUGUAGCAUCUCCAAACAUUCAGCCAGGCCCCCCCCUCCCCUCUGACACCAACCAGACCUCCUGCCCCGAGUUCUCCACCUCAGGGGCCCCCAACACAUCCAUCCCUCCCUCCACCUCCACCUCAGGGGCCCCCGACACAUCCACCCCUCCCUCCACCUCCACCUCUCAAUCAGAACAGCCAGCUUCAGUUAACCUUCGUGUCACAAACCGCCCCGGUGCAACAGGACUGAGCAGUAUCAACACUGAGUAUACAGAGGUUCCCUCUGUUACCAUGACAACGGCAGCUUCCCGUCCGGAUUCCACCAGUCCAACAAAUCACUGUCGAGCCGAGGUUAACAAUGUGCAAACACCGCCGGAGGAAAAGCCCCGGCAUGACUCACCGACAAAGGAGAAAGCGACAGAUGAUGAUGUAGACCGCAAUGUUCAAAGGAGCAAGCAAGAGGAGAGGAAUGGAGACAGCCAGGAGGAGAGCACUACCAAGCACCCAGAGGUGGAGCGAGGAGAGGCCCAGCAGGUCCGAGCAGAAGAGAGGGAGGACCAUCUAGUUCCAGACAAUAGCACUGUGGCUACAGACCCAGAGACGGCCUAGGCUCAGAGAGACGACCGGAAGAAAAGGAACAGGGGAGACCAGAGGCUGAAGCUCAACCAGAUGAAACCAGUUCCAUCCAUGAAAAAUAAGUUCCUAAAGAGAGGCCUACAAUAACAAUAGCAUCCACGUGGGACCAACUACUGUGAGGAGGAAGGAGAGCCAGCAGUAGGGAGUUAUGAGGAGGGACACACGAGUCAUGGGACCAAAGAACAGCCCUCCCAUUGGAUGAGAUGAUCCAGCAGCGACUUUGUCUGUUUUUUGUUGAUGUUUUUUUUUUUAUGGAUAUGAUUGAAUAUUGAACUGCACGUAUAAAAUGUACUGUAUGAGAAGAACUGUGGUAAAAAAUAUGUUUACAAUAGAUGGAUAAGAGACAUACUCUUCACUAUUAAAUGGAUUGUCGACUUCA
Molecule: messenger RNA, 3509 nt
Organism: Gadus morhua (Atlantic cod)
Lineage: Eukaryota; Metazoa; Chordata; Actinopteri; Gadiformes; Gadidae
Product: mucin-2
Exons: 8
Coding region: 155-3103 (982 amino acids)
Source: RefSeq, a predicted model, not a curated record